Molecule: messenger RNA, 1819 nt
Organism: Erigeron canadensis
Lineage: Eukaryota; Viridiplantae; Streptophyta; Magnoliopsida; Asterales; Asteraceae
Product: probable ribose-5-phosphate isomerase 2
Exons: 5
Coding region: 162-941 (259 amino acids)
Biological process (GO): pentose-phosphate shunt, non-oxidative branch
Molecular function (GO): ribose-5-phosphate isomerase activity
Source: RefSeq, a predicted model, not a curated record
ACUUUUCUUUUCUCUCUCCAAAUCUCAUCUCCAUAUUCUCCAAAUCUCCAAAACCCUAAAAAUCACCAAAUUAAAUAUCCAUCCAAUCCUUUCUUUCCAUUCCAUCCAUACAUUAUAUAUUCCAUUUCUUUUCUCUCCUUAUAAUAACAAACAUAACAAAAAUGGCUAUGGCAUACAAAAAACCUACACCCGCCGCCACCACAACACCAAUGACGUCAUCCCAACCUCAAGUCAUCCUAACCCAAGACGACCUCAAAAAAAUCGCCGCAUACAAAGCCGUAGAAUUCGUUGAAUCCAACAUGAUUCUCGGACUAGGAACCGGUUCAACCGCAAAACACGCAAUAGACCGGAUAGGCCAGUUACUAAAACAAGGCAAACUAAAUAACAUCAUAGGAAUCCCAACAUCAAAACAAACACACCAACAAGCCUUAUCAUUAAACAUCCCAUUAUCCGACAUAGAUACCCACCCAGUUCUAGAUUUAGCCAUUGAUGGGGCAGACGAAGUUGACCCGGAUAUGAAUCUGGUAAAAGGUCGGGGCGGGUCGCUGCUCCGAGAAAAAAUGAUUGAAGGAUGUUGCAAGAAAUUUGUUGUUAUUGUUGAUGAAAGUAAAUUAGUUGAUUAUGUGGGUGGAAGUGGAUUAGCUAUGCCGGUUGAAAUUGUGCCAUUUUGUUGGAAAUUUACUUGUAAGAAAUUGGAAAAUUUAUUUGUUGGUAGUGGAUGUGUCGCUAAGUUGAGAUGUGACGGAAAUAGUGACCCUUUUGUGACGGAUAAUGGGAAUUAUAUAAUUGAUUUGUAUUUUAAGAAAGAUAUUGGGGAUUUGAAAGAAGCUGGGGAUAAGAUUUUGAGACUUGCAGGUGUUGUUGAACAUGGGAUGUUUAUUGAUAUGGCUACUACUUUGAUUGUAGCCAGUGAGAUGGGCGUGACUGUUAGGCAUAAGUAGAACUUCUGCUCAUGAUUGAUGAUUGACAAGAAGUUAGGCGGUUGAUAUAUCUCGUCUAUCUGAGAAUUCUUUAGUGAAAUAUCUGCAAAAGCUAUUCUUAUCCUUGCACCUUAAUGAAAAUGGCCUUUUAAUCUUUCUGUUGCUUUCUGGAGUUCUGGUGGCCUUUUAACUCUGGAAGUUGUUGGAGCUGUUACACGAUCUAAAGUAAUCUCAAGGUCUUCCUAUUGAUAACCAUGAGCCACAUAAUGGCUUAUCUUCUGAAAAACCACAUGACAAACAGAGACCCUGUGACGGUAGCUCUAAUCUUCCAUGUGCACAAGAAGAAAUGCCCGCUCCCAGGUCGAGGGUUAUUGGACCUGCAAUGAUAUCCAUCGAAUUGCUUGCUACAGCAACUAAUUUGAACCGAAGCAGAAGCUGAGUUAAUUUAUGUCAGUUUUUGUUGAUGGUUAUCCUGUUUAAUGGCAGCAAUUAAAGGCAUUUAGACAUUUAGUAUUCAGAAACAAAAUGCACAAUUUUCAAAAAGCACCACUAAAUUAUGAGAAAUAUUGUGCAGUAGAUGCAAUGGGAUCUACUGAAUGCAGUUAUAUAGAUUGCUUUUAGGAGAAGCAGACAGGAUCCAGCAAUUCAAUGGAAGGUUGUUUGCAUUGCAAGACGAGCCAGCGGUUUCUUGUGUAUGAUUGUCCCACAGUGAUACAUCUGGUUCAGCCCAGGCUACAGCAUUUAGUGAUUUUUGUCUAAAGGAUUAUGACUUAGUUUCUGUCCCAGAUGUUUUUUACCGCUGUAUAUCUAAGUCUUUGAAAGAGACGAGUUUCUAACUCAUGACUGAUGGGAUAUCUUCUUUUUUCUGCAACUAUAAUCGAGUAUUAAUUUUCCACCAA